Molecule: messenger RNA, 1050 nt
Organism: Penicillium alfredii
Lineage: Eukaryota; Fungi; Ascomycota; Eurotiomycetes; Eurotiales; Aspergillaceae
Product: SUR7/PalI family protein
Exons: 2
Coding region: 1-1050 (349 amino acids)
Biological process (GO): fungal-type cell wall organization
Cellular component (GO): cell cortex of cell tip; plasma membrane
Source: RefSeq, a predicted model, not a curated record
AUGGCUGACGGGUCGGAUGCCCCUGUCAAUGGCGCCAGGCGGAAACUCCCCUUCUUCCGCCGCUCCACUCCCGACCGUCCCAUUGCUCGCAGGCGCCAGUCCACGAUCCUUUGGCACCGCCUGGUCCGAUCACUGCUGUACCUGCUCGCAUGGAUUUUCAUACUGUUGGUGGUGAUUGGGAACGUCGCCGAUAAACCCGUGCUCCGAAAUACCUACUUCCUCUACCUCGACCUCUCCCACAUCGUCCCCUUAUCGGUGCCCAAUGCCGUCCUGAUCAACUCGGUUGCUCGGUCGAUCGGGCUGCAUGAUUUCUACCAGGUUGGCCUGUGGAAUUUCUGUGAGGGUUUCAAUGGCUCUGGCAUCACCUAUUGCUCCAAACCCAAGAGGCUAUACUCGUUCAACCCAGUGAAAAUCAUCCUGAGCGAGCUAUUGUCAGGUGCACGCAUUGGUCUCCCUGCCGAUAUCUCCGAGCCGCUCCAUCUGGCUCGCAUCGCCUCGCACUGGAUGUUCGGGCUGUUCCUCACCGCAGCAGUGCUCAAUUUCAUCCUGAUUUUCCUCAGCCCAUUGGCCGUGUCCUCGCGACCGCCGCAAACUGUCAAGUCCUGGGCCGAGGCCCACAGCGCCAGCGACAGCAAUAACCCUCCGCUGGGUCGCCCGCCCCAUCGACGACGCACGUUCAUCCUGCUGCGCUCCGUCCCGUUCUUGAUCCUGACCUUCUUCACGGCCCUCGUGACCAUUGUGGCGUCCGCGGUGGCGACGGUCAUGUUCGAGAUCUUCGCCGGUGUCUUUACCAAUGCCGACCCCAGUAUCAACAUCAAGGCCCAUGUUGGCACGCAGAUGCUGGCGCUGAUGUGGAUCGGCUCUGGGUUCAGCUUGAUUGCGUUUAUUGUGCAGUUCGGGUCCUGCUGCGCCUCUUGCUGCGGUGGCCACAAGGCUCGCAAGCAGCUCAAGGCCCAGGGUAUCAACAUGCACGAGAAGAGUCCUGUCGGUGGCCACAAUGGUCAUGCCGAGGACGGUCCGGCGGAACCGCAUGCCGUCUCGACCAACUGA